AAACGCUCCCAAACCGGGUCAGUUGACAAGAAAAGCCCAUCUGUUGGAUUAAUUAUGAUGUCCUUUAAAAUCAGGACUCAUGAGGAAUUACCUGGCAGGGUGCUCAGAUAAAUACCAUCAUCACAGGCUUUACGCCAGCUUCAACGCAGCGCUUUCUCCUGAAUGGGGAGAGCAUCAUGUGAAACUUGAGGCGUCUGGCAUCAGGAUUUGUGCGCGGACGCGGCACGCACUGUGGCUGCAGCAGGACGCAGCGAGAUGGACGUUUCAUUCCUGUGGUGUCUGUCUCUGUGUUUGCGUGUUGGAUCCACACAGAGUGACGCGUGCAUGGGGGACAUCAUCCAGGACAUUAUUGGGUCUGUGUUGGUGAGAUAUGGAGACCGGGCGCGCUCUGGAUGCAUCCUGCGCUGUGAAGUUUGCGUGGAAGCGGAUCAACAGAAAACCUGUAUUUCUUUUCCCAGAGGAGAUGUGGCAGGACCUUUCAGUAUGACAUAAACUAAAAUCCCCCCAUCCUACACGUCUUCAGGGAUGGAUCUCAUGAACCUCACCACUGUCAUCGACAAUGGCUUCUUAGAUGAGAUGCCAUCGCGCCGUGUGCUGACCGGCUGCUUCCUCUCGCUGCUCAUCCUCACCACGCUGCUCGGAAACACGCUGGUUUGUGCAGCCGUCACCAAGUUCCGUCACCUCCGCUCCAAAGUCACCAACUUCUUUGUGAUCUCAUUGGCUGUGAGCGACCUCUUGGUUGCCAUCUUGGUGAUGCCCUGGAAGGCUGUAACGGAGAUCGUGGGCUUCUGGCCAUUCGGGUCCUUCUGUGACACCUGGGUGGCUUUUGACAUCAUGUGCUCAACAGCAUCCAUUUUGAACCUUUGUGUUAUAAGCUUAGACCGCUACUGGGCCAUCUCCAGCCCCUUUCGCUACGAGAGGAAGAUGACACCCAGAGUGGCCUAUGUUAUGAUCAGUGUGGCCUGGACAUUGUCUGUUCUGAUUUCUUUUAUCCCUGUGCAGCUCAACUGGCACAAAGCCCAGAGUAAACCUUACAAGCCGCUCACUGAGUCAUUAGUGCCGUUGGGAUCAAACACUACAUCUCUCCACACAUCUGAAAAUUGUGACUCCAGCCUGAAUAGGACCUACGCUAUCUCCACCUCUCUCAUAAGCUUCUAUAUCCCUGUUGUCAUAAUGGUUGCCACAUACACACAAAUUUAUCGCAUUGCUCACAGACAAAUCAGAAGGAUCUCCGCCCUGGAGCGUGCCGCAGAGAGUGCCAAGAACAGACACAACAGUUUGGGCCGAGGCUCCAGCAUCGCAGAGUCCGAAAGCUCUUUCAAAAUGACAUUCAAAAGGGAGACAAAGGUGCUGAAGACGCUGUCUGUGAUAAUGGGGGUGUUUGUGUGCUGCUGGCUGCCAUUUUUCAUUCUGAACUGCAUGGUGCCCUUCUGCGAGCAGUCGAGCGGAGGAGAGGCCUUCACUUGCAUAAGCCCCACCACCUUUGACGUGUUUGUGUGGUUCGGUUGGGCGAACUCUUCCCUCAACCCCAUCAUCUAUGCCUUCAAUGCCGAUUUCCGCAAGGCCUUUUCCAUCCUGCUGGGCUGCCACAGACUGCAUCCAGGAGGCCACAACGUAGAGACGGCCAGUCUAAACAAGAAGUGACUCAUGACUCUCCCAGCACUGACUCAUCCCUUUAUUCCAGGAGUCCAGGAGUUUAAUGUGCAUCCGGUCUGGCUGAGAAGAGGACGUCGCUGUCUGUGGUUCUGAGUGGGACUGGAUGGUACUGUGACACUACGUGUGCACACGUUUGCAUUGCUUGAAUGUGACCCUGCUGUGUUUUCUGUCACUGUUACACAACCUUCAGAAUUGAGAAUAAUAUCUGAAAGCAGAGUGGAUUUGGGAUUGAGAUUAAGAUGUUGCUAGUUGGGCCAGUAGUCUGAGUAUGUACCGGUACUGACAUGGUUCCAGGAUGGAUAAUCCAUAGAACUGGGCAGCCUGCACUGCUGUCCUCCUUAUCGUCCCACUCUGCUGCACACAGUGUCAAGGCACUCUCAGCUGAAUACAGUGCAACUGCUGCACAAUUCAUGCACUUUACAAAAUUACACGACAGCUCACAAAUCUACUGUCGCACAUGAGAUUGGAAAUUCUCUGCAAGGACCAAGGUAAUGCAUCUAACCAAAUCAUGCCGGGUGUAAGCGUGGGAACACAACACAUCCACAAGUGGCUUAAUAUUUAGGACAGAAUGCAAAACAGACUAGAUGAAAUGAUUUAUGUUUUAUUUGACAGCUCUCUAAAGGGAACGCUGCUUUCUGAUUUUAUUUUAAAGGUAACAUGUUGGUGUGACCAUUUACUAAGCUAGUGGGAUUUUCCUUUAGCUCUGCCUUUUCUUGGAUUAGUAUAGAUAAAGUUCAUAUUAAAGUACUUUAGCUUGAAACUGCACCAUGAAAUUGUCAGAGGACUGCAAUCAGACAAUUUUAAUAAACUGUUUUUUAUCAGUGAACAUAAAAAAGCCACACUUCCAAAGACACUGAAACUGGAAACUAUUACUGCCGGAGAAAGACUUAAAAUCAUUUUUUUCUGUUAGUAAGGUGCUUAAACUAAAGAAAAUUGGAAAACAAAUGUUUCCUCUAUUGGAAACAUAUCCGUGUUUUACUUAGGCUAUAAGAGAGUCCAAAUGUUAACAAAAAUAGUCACUUAGAUAACUAUUUUUGUUUUAAAUUUUUUCUCUUGUCCUAAUUUUGAAUUAACAUUCAAGACCUGAUGGUUAUAAAGACCCUGAAAUUGGGAUCAGAAAUGUAUCAUAAAAUUAUUUUUGUUAAAUUUACUCUUAGUUUGAUUUAUUUUGGAGCUCACAUAACAACAAAACUCAACAAAAGCUUUAACAACACCAGUUAUUUCAAGGUCUGUCCUGCUGGGUUAAAAUCCCUUAACUAUUUUAGAGUAUUAAUAAAAAAAAAAAAAAAUCAGUUCUUAAAAAUAUCAUGUUUUUUACGCCAUAAAAUUAUUCUAUGCUUCUUGGUUGGGAUAGUUGAUUUAAAUACAUUAGGAACUUAACCUACAGCUUUAAAGUAAAAAAUAAACCAGAAUAUAUGCUGUUGUUUGAUCAAUUUAGGGAACUUCUAGAAUAGUUUUUACUUUAGAUUUUUUUUUCAUUUUCCUAGUUGAUAACUAGUGUGACCUAUUUAAGGGAUUAGUCUGACCACUGAUGGGAUGAGUGAUGCAUCCGUGAUUUCAUGAGAAUUAAUGGACAUUGAUUAGUAUAGAUUAUGAGUUAUUAAAUAAUAAAGAUUGUAAACCAAUCCUGAGAUUUUAAGAAACAAACGAGUGAAAGGACUUGAUGAAUAAGUGGAAGGAUUCUUGCUAAAUAGCUGAAAGUUUAGAGAAACAUGUGCUUUAUUAAAAUACAUUAAAUACUUUCAAACCGGAAACAUCAUGGAAAAAUAUUUACUUACAUAAAUAUUAAAUAUGGGUAAGCCAUGUAAGUGGGAGGAUUUCACUGGCACUCAUUGUUAUGAUUGUAAUUGCAGAUUGGAGCUUAACCAUUAUACAUUCUGUUUAACAUUAAUGACUUUUUAAAAACAACAAUUAAGUAUACGGUUUUGAUUUUAUUACACAGCUUUCUUUCUGCACUGCAAAAACAAUAUG
Messenger RNA from Cyprinodon tularosa, 3627 nucleotides. RefSeq names its product D(1) dopamine receptor-like. Gene Ontology annotation, cellular component: membrane. Gene Ontology annotation, molecular function: G protein-coupled receptor activity. Lineage: Eukaryota; Metazoa; Chordata; Actinopteri; Cyprinodontiformes; Cyprinodontidae. The record is from RefSeq and is a predicted model, not a curated record. Bases 526 to 1644 code for a protein of 372 amino acids. Gene Ontology annotation, biological process: adenylate cyclase-activating adrenergic receptor signaling pathway. The transcript has 2 exons.